Messenger RNA from Capsicum annuum, 4834 nucleotides. Its product is annotated as probable E3 ubiquitin-protein ligase HIP1. The coding region runs from base 3057 to 4688 and encodes 543 amino acids. Lineage: Eukaryota; Viridiplantae; Streptophyta; Magnoliopsida; Solanales; Solanaceae. The transcript is spliced from 12 exons. The record is from RefSeq and is a predicted model, not a curated record. Gene Ontology annotation, molecular function: ubiquitin protein ligase activity.
AAACCGCUAUAUGAGAAUUCAUUUGCCUUGAGCACACAAAAUUACUCUCCUCUUUCUCUCUCUCUUCCCCUCUUUAUCUAAAAAAAUAUUUAUAUUUAUAUAUAUAUAUCUCCAUAAUUAUUUAAUUUAAAUUAAUUUCGUCUCAAUCAACCGAUCAUCCACAAGCAAAAGGUUUUAUUCGCACAGUAUACCAUACAGCCACAGAGUUAAAGACGUUGCAAAGACCUGAAGGCAUAAUACUUCUCCCUUGUGGCUAAGCAGAUUUGAGUGAGACUCCUGUUCACGCUAGGGAGGCUGGCGGCUUAUUAUUGUCAGAUGAAGGAUAUUGCCCUAGAUUCAUAAGAAUGGGUUUCCUGGGCUAAAUAGUUCAUACUAGGGCUUUGUCAGAGUUGAUGUGAGCUUAAUAUUGGGCAUGAUGAUCAAAUGUCAUUUCCAUUGGCAUUUCUUAUUUUGACACGACAUAAGUUGAUGUGAGGGCUUGGGAUGAGGACAGAUUACAAGUACAGCUUUUGCUCCAGCAUCUUCCUGUUCUUCCUUUCCUGUUUCAAUCUGACUCCGGAUUUCUUAUUACCGUCUCAGAAAUUAGGAUAGGUCAUGAUUAUAUUUCUGAUUCUUUCUCAUCUUUCUCACUGAAAAAUAAUCUGGGAGCUCGUGCAGGGUAUAUAUGGUGGAUAGCUAGCUAACUUUGCUAAUGUAUAGAACCUCAAUCACACAUGAUGUUGCAAGCAAUUUUUUGGUCAAUCUGGCAGGUUAUGAAGAGAUCUUGUUCUGAUGGUGUUCCUAUCAAGAUUGAUUAGACUGAGCUGCUGUUCUUGCAGUCUCUUACCCUUCAACCUUUGAGCAUGAAGAGCUCAUAGGAAAUAGGUUCUGCUAUUGUUGCAGAAUUAAUGACCUUUCGAUGUGAAAAUCAGUUGUACAAUUAAAGAUGCUUCUCUGGUGGGGCGUGGAGUUGUUGAAAACCUGAAGUUCAUUUUACAUGCUGCCACUUAUUGGUGGGGGGUGAGGAGGUGUUGGAGAACUGUUCUUUUUACAGACUGCCACUAACUGUGGGGUGAUCAUUUCUGGAGAACCUGAAGUUCAUUCUACAGGCUGCAACUAACUUUCUGAUUAGUUGUUGGACUCCUUUGCACUUUGACAAUUGCUGGUCGUAUGGGGCUACUUUCUCUUGGAAAAACUCUUUUGCUUAUGCCAUUUUUGAUUGAUGAUAGAAGAUGAGGUUCUUGCUGACCAUGGUGCUUCCAAAGCACAUUUUUGACUGGAAUUUGUGUUACUUCCUUUGGAACGGUGGAUCUGUUAAUAGAGAUAUGGGGGCGAAUGUGCACCAUCUUGAUCUGCUGCUUGUCUGUGCACACUUUGAAUUGUUUGCUGGUGAAUAGAACUGAAUGGUGCAUAGUUUGAGUGUGUUCUGAUCUAACGGGUUGCAACUUUAUUACAAUAUCCCUCCUAAGUUUCAGAGUAGUGGCACUGAGCCGAUACUGUAGUGCUCACUAGAUGCGACCCAUCCCGAUUCAAUUGUAUGCUGGUAAUUCCUUUAAUUGAGCCUGUUGUGUUAGUGAUCUCGUGUUUCUUUGGAGGCUUAGGUUGUAGUCUUUCUCUAUUGGUGGCUUAGUACGAAAUAGUGUGUGAGAGAGCAAUCCUGAUUAAUAGAUUUUCUGAAUGGCAUCACUAUACAGAGCUGGGGUCCUAUGGAAGGUACAUUUUUGUAGUUGUCCCACUAGGAUGUAGCACAGUGAUGCUAGUAUAUUGCUAAGCGUGCUGCACCUCUUUAGAACACUUAAUCAUUAUGUUGCUUGUUCUACCCAAUAUUGGAAGACAAUAUCACAGUUGGUUGAGAUGAAUGAGAGAACAUGCGUAUUUUACCAGUUAGCUUAGCCUCUGUAGUUAUGGUUGAGCUCCCAUAGAUUUAAAAAAACUCUCUAACUGGUAGCACUCUGUAGCUCCUUGGGGCUCAUUGAUACCCAUCACAAUUCAUCUUUUUGUACUACCCACAUUAUUCAUGAGAUGGUGCCUCUUAUAUUUCACGUUGCAAAUAGAUGCAAUGAUGGAAGCUUUUACAGCCAUUUCACAGUGUUUGCUUCUACUCACUAUUUUGUACUCCCGACACUUUGUUCUAAACUCAGUCAAGCACAAAGCAUAUCUGGUACUGUUAAGAUAUUUAUUUCUUUACUUUCUCCCUCUGACAAUAUUAGUCUUACAUACCAUCACUAUCCAUUUGAUUUCUCUCUUUCUUCCAAGUCAACUUGUUUUGUUGCAUCUCAUACAAAUAUCGCAGUAGCAUCUUUCUAAACUCUCGUAUGUUCUUUUACACUGGUACAUCUCAUAAAAACAAUGUGCUUCCAUAGGAACUCUUAUACUCCUCCCCCACCCCUCACUUCACCCUACAUUUGUCUGACUUCUGAAUGUUGAAAGAGUCAUUAUCAGAAAGAUUGAUGGACACAAAUUAUAGUGGCUUCUUCUUAAUGGAACAUGUUUCAGUGAGACUGCCAUGGGAUGAGGGAAACCAAAUUGGCCAUGUUAUUUGGUGGUAUGGCUCGUCAAAGUUGCUCUGGAAAAGAGAUGAGAAAAUUCAGCUGGUUAGAAUAAUACCACCUUACCAAAUAUUGAGCCAACCAUCGUGUAUAGUUUCGGUUCCUAUAAGAGAUUCCUUCGAACUUGAUGAAAUCCUCUCUUUUCAUGGUCUUUUCUAUUAACUUGUUUUAUAAGAGUGAGCUGUUGCCUCUUUGAUGACCAUCCAAGGUGUAUGCGUUUAUAAAUUGUAUUGAUCAGUUCCCUCCAUAUAGGCACUCUUUCAUCUAUUCCUAUCUUCCAUAACCAUCCCAAAAGGUUAGUUGAACACAGUUAUUCCCAGAUACUAAGGCUUCUAUUCCUACCGAGGUUCUCUUCUGUCCGUAUAGGGGCUCUGUCUCUCUCCAACUCUCUCAACUCACCAGGACUCUCUUGAACUGUAGUAGCCCAAGCUCUCCCUCCUUGAAUUUGCCUCCGUCGGGGAAGAUCCAGGCAGUUUUGUAGGGUUUCUUUUUGUGGAGAGAUAAAUUUGUUGCCAGCAUUCACGUAUAAUGGGGCACAGGAAUUCAUUCAACAUGUCGCAGAUAUUUGAGACAGAAGACGAUCAAAGAUGGAAUCUUCAAGAGCAGGCACCUUUGCCUUUCGCAAGGGCUGGUGUUCCAGAAAGCACUAAUCUUGUUUAUCCAGUGGACAGUAUGUCAAUUGACGGGGCACAGCAUUCUGCUCAGGGCCAUUCCUCCAGGCCAAGUGGAUAUUCUUCCUCAAAUCCAAAUAUGGAAAUUCCACACUGUCAGCCGCAGGUUCAAGGUCCUCUUCAUGAUCCUUUUCUGCAUUCAGGUUCUGGAGGCUUUCAUAUGAUCCAUGAGAGUUAUCCACAUCAAGCGUCUUCAUCAACUCAUGGCGGCCAGACAUAUCAUGGGGUGGAUGGUGGCCUUGUUGACCUCACAAUGGGUAGUGGGAGAGGGCCGUACAAACGAAAGAGUCCUGGUAUACCUGGAGGUGGCGAAAGUGGUAGUAGUACAAGCAGAUACUUUGAUGCUGGCAGUUCAUCUGAUCUCCCUUCUGACUCAUGGCAUGAGAAACAAAAUCCAGACUCCCAUUACACAACUUGGGGUUUACAUCCUAGUUACAGAGGUAAUAGUCUGUCUAUUGGAGGUGAAGGUUCUCAGAGGAAUGUAAGGAGCAGAGCUGCAUUUGAUCUGCAAAAUAAUGUAGGAAGGGCUCAUAUAACAAGUACUCCUUCACAUCACUCUAACAGCAGUAGAACUUCCACUGAUUAUUGUAGUUCAGUGAAUUAUCUAGCUCCAAGUUCUAGUUCUUCAGCAAGGGAAUGGAACCAUGCAGUCAUGCCCCCUGCUGCUGCUCAUGGGAGGAAUUUUGCUCCUGAUGCAAGCUUCUUUUGUUAUGAUAUGAACCACUAUGAUAUGGUUACCGGCAAUAUCUCUACCUCUCUAGAGAUGGGGAAUUACCACAAUGAUUUCACCUCCAACAGAAGUUCCCUUCCUCAACAUUUGCCUAGCAAUUUGCAAUCUUCAAGGGGAGUCCGAAGUAGCUACAGUCAGAGAUCUUCCCCUACUUUCAGGACUUCUUCAAGCUAUUUGCGCCAUGGGCAUGUUGGUACUUCAGAUGACGCAUCGCAGUUGUUUCCUGAAGGUUACUCCUCAAGACAUUCACGUCCAUUGUCUACUCUAGGACUGCGCAGUAGUGAGCGAAAUGGGAGAACUAGGGUAUCUAGUGAUAGAUACAGAUCAUUGGCUGGUGAGGCAGGUUUCCGUGAGCAACUUGCAUCUGAGGGUGUUCUUAUUCCAGACCGCUCUACUUAUUACGGAUCCAGAAGCAUGUUUGAUCAGCAUAGGGACAUGAGACUUGACAUUGACGACAUGGGAUAUGAGGAACUUCUUGCACUGGGAGAAAGAAUUGGCCAUGUCAAUACUGGCCUGUCAGAGGAGCUGAUUUCAAAGUGUAUGACUGAGUCGAUUUAUUGUUCCUCAGACCAAAUUCACGAGGAAGGAAAUUGCGUUAUCUGUUUGGAAGAGUAUGUGAACAUGGACGAUGUUGGGACAUUGAAAUCGUGCAGCCAUGAUUUUCAUGUUGGGUGCAUAAGAAAAUGGCUGUCAAUGAAGAACGUGUGUCCAAUCUGCAAGAAAACUGCUUUGGAUGACGGCGAUAUGAAAGGAAAAUGAUCUAUUUAGUUAUGAUUUAUUGGUCAUAGAACUUAUGUAAAUAUGUAUUUAGAACAUUUCUCAAAUGAGGUAAGAACUAGUUAUCACCUCAAAAAUUUGUACAGAAAAUGUUUAUUUUCAUAUCAUCAGUUAUUUCUUCUUUCAAA